Messenger RNA from Debaryomyces fabryi, 3399 nucleotides. RefSeq names its product condensin subunit (gene YCG1). Gene Ontology annotation, cellular component: condensin complex; condensed chromosome. Lineage: Eukaryota; Fungi; Ascomycota; Pichiomycetes; Serinales; Debaryomycetaceae. The coding region runs from base 1 to 3399 and encodes 1132 amino acids. Gene Ontology annotation, biological process: mitotic chromosome condensation. The record is from RefSeq and is a predicted model, not a curated record. The transcript has a single exon.
AUGACCACAGAGAAGCCUACUCUAACAUCUAUCAAGAAGAUCAAUGAUCUUGAUAGCAUAAGAUAUGCAAUGGCUCAUGUUUUUCAAGACGCCCAAUUAAGUUUAUCGGGACAUAGGAAAUUAGUUAUUGUCUUGAAGAACAUACAGCAACGAGCAAUUAGUUUGGGAUAUGAAGAAGGUUUUACAUUGAAAUUUGUUAAGCUACUCAAUAAAAUAUUGCCUUUGAAAAAGGGAGAACAAGUGGCAGAUAGAGUAGCCAAAUUUUGCUCCAUGUUUGUCUCAUCGUUGUAUAAGGACGAGGAAAUUGUGAAAGACAAAAAGAAGAAUGGUAAAGAAAACGACAGCGAUAUGUCAUCCGAAGAUUCUGAUUCUGAUUCUGAGGAAGAGACACCUGCUGGAAGGUUUGUUGAUUAUUUAUUGCGCCAUUUAUUAAGAGGUAUUCAAGCUAAAGAUAAAAAUGUGCGGUACAGGGUCGUUCAGUUGUUGGCUUACAUUGUUAAUUAUAUCGGAGAGAUUGACGAAGAACUAUUUAAAGCCUUACAUUGGUCAUUAAAUCGAAGAUUAUUUGACAAAGAAGCAAAUGUAAGAAUUCAAGCAGUUGUAGCUAUAUCUAGCUUCCAGUAUAUUAAUUUAACCGAGGAAGGUGAAUAUUCAGCAGACAAUCAGGUUAACAAAGCUACCCAGAGCUUGUUGAUAGCAAUCCAAAAUGAUGAUAGUGCAGAAGUUAGAAGAGCUGCAUUGUUGAAUUUAGCCAAAAAUCAAGUAACUAUUCCAUUUCUUUUGGAACGUGCGAGAGACGUAAAUUCCAUAAAUAGAAGAUUAGUCUACUCUAGAAUCUUAAAAGAAUUGGGAGAUUUCAGGGAUAUUGAUUUUCAAUUACGAGAGAAUUUAUUAAAAUGGGGAUUGAAUGACAGAGAUGAUAGUGUUCAAAAGAGUGCAAUAAAAAUGUUUAGUAGUACCUGGUUAGAUAUUGUUGAUAAUGAUUUAAUUGAAUUAAUCGAAAACUUGAAAGUUGUCGACAGUGAUAUAGCUGAUACUGCAAUGAUGACUUUUUAUAGAGAAAGAGCCGAUAAAUUAUCCAGCAUUGAAAUUUCGGAGAGUAGUUGGAAAGAAUUGACAACUGAGAAAGCAUUUUUAAUACGAACGUUUUAUGAACAUUGCAAUGAAAACAAUUUAUACGACUUGAUAGAAAAGAAUUUUCCAGAAUCUAUUGAAUUGGCUGAUUUACUAUACAAGUAUCUUAAUUUGAGAAAGCAAAUUAUAGAUUCAAAUAGUGAACUCAUCGAAGCUUAUGAAUCAUACAAAACAUCUUUACAAGAAGUUGAUUCGAAAUCACAACAGAUCCAAUAUGAAGAACAUGAACUAUUUCAAGAUAUUGACAACAUUGAAGAUUCCAAGGAAAAAAAGCAAAAGAUUUCACAAGCAAAAAAGCUCAAAAAAGAAUUUCAAAAGCUCGCUAAUGAAAAGAAGCAGUUGAUGGAAGGUAACAAAGAGAUGGAUGAAGAGUAUACUACAUUUCAUGAACAAUUAAAGGAUUUAGAGUUUGUUAUCCAGCAAUUAUUAUUGAUUUCCAAGCAAUAUGAUUUCAGCGAUGAAAUCGGGAGACGUAAGAUGUUGCAGAUUAUUAGAUCCUCCCUCGCAAACGAUAAAUUGACUGAUAAAUUAAUUGAAAGCUCUCUAAAGGUGUUGAGAAAAAUUUCUAUAAAUGAGAGAGACUUCUUAGCAAUGUGUACAGAAAUUGUGACUGAUAUUCGUGACUCUUAUAUGGAUGAGAAUGACGAAGAUACUUUUCACUCUGCUAUUUCCGGUUUCCGCAAUAGUGAUAGUGAAGACGAAGAAGACGAAGAAGAUAAUGAUAAACAAGAAAUUGGCGAUAAUACAGACGGAAGUAAAAAGGGAAGCCAGCCACAUAAGAAGCGUAAGACGGAACCUAAACAGGCCCCAGAUGAUAUUAUAAUUCAAUGCUUAUUAAUUACUCAGCAUUUAUUAGAACUUACUGAAGAAUCAUUGGAGAAUAAUUAUUCUUUAGGAUCUUUAAUCGAAAGCUUAGUACGCCCGGCAGUACUAAGAAAUGAACAGCCAGUUAUAAGAUCUUUGGGGUUGAAAUGUUUAGGAUUGUUUUCAUUAUUAGAGAAACAGCUUGCGAUUGAGAACUUAUACUUAUUCGGUAUGGCAGCCACGAAAGCUGAUGAAGAAUUACGUAUAAUUUGUGUAAAGAUAAUUGUUGAUAUAUUAUCUACUUACGGAGUUUCAGUCUUGGAUAUUGAGGGAGGAGUAGAUUCUCUUUCUUUGGCAAGACUAUUUUAUAAAAUCUUAAGGAUAUAUGAGAUGCCGAACUUACAGUGUGUUGUUGCUGAGGGACUAUGCAAAUUAUUUUUGGCUGACAUAUUGACUGAUUUUGGUAAGAGUGAAAAACUUAAUGCUAAUGAGGAUGAGGAAGAGGCAAUUGACGAAGAUGAGGAUGAGGAUGAAGAAGAAGAUGACGAUGAUAUGGAAAUGAAGGAAAGGAAAGCUAGAAAAAGGGGAGCUAGAGAAAAGAAAAAGGAAGAAGACCAAGAAAAACAAUUAUUUGAAACUUUGAUUUUAACGUAUUUUCAUCCUUUGAAUACAAGUAAUCAUGCGUUGAGACAAACUCUAGCUUUUUGCAUUCCUGUCUAUGCCUUUAGUCAUCCAACUCACCAGGAUAAAGUCGCUAGUAUAAGUGGAGACUGCUUCUUUAGAAUGUUUAGAGAAGGUGGUGAGUUUUCAAAGUAUGAUAAUAUUGCACCGGCUACUUCAAUCAUUCAACAAUUGAUUCACUGGUGUGAUCCAAACAACCUUGUUAAUUUGACGCAAGUUGAGAUAAAAAAGUCACCAGCGCAUUUUUGGCAAUCUAUGGGAUUUUUGCAAGCGAUCGAACAAGACACACCUAAGAAUAUUAAGAAAAUCAUUAUAAACAAUUUAAACAAGCUUUACAUCACAGAGGAGCUUGGGUCCACGAUCCUAAAAGGUCUUUUAAACGCAAUAGAGGAUACAAAGUCUAUGAUCGAGUCUAGCCAGCAUGACCCUGACUUUAUAUUUGAUGCCUUAACUGAAAAAAAUUUUGAUAAAUUCCAUCAAUCGAUAAAGGACUUGAUCUACAAGGCUGAACAAAUUGAAGCCGAAAGCUCGAAGAAUGAACAAAAGAACCUGUUUAUCUCAGAUAAGAGUUUUCAACUGACUAAUUCUCUAGUUAUAGACAAAGAUGCAUUACGUGAAUUGGACGAGUCCCCCGAAGAUAAGCAUGAAAAAUCAAGCCCGGGUGAAGCUACAGCAUCAAACGAGGAUGUAGAAAGGAGGGAAGAGAGUUUACACGAAAUUGACAAAAUGCUUGAAGAGGAAGAAAAUGUCGAUUAUAAUCUCGCAAUAGAUACAGAUUAG